AUGCCGUCAUCUCUCCCGGACCCUGUCCUGGCUUUGUCGAUGGACAACGUGCAGAAGCUCAACGAUCUCGACCUAGAUCAGCUCGCCAACCUCUGGAAUGUCUUCACCAAGUGCAAGGAGUCGCUCGAAUCGGGCCGACGCCUCGAGAACCUCUCGUGGCGGCUCUGGUUCCGAGAGGCGCACCUCCUCCCCCCGGACGUCGCACUCUCUGACCUGACCGACUUCACCCCGCUCGACACGCCUCUGCUGAGCCGCGCCAACAGCGUGGCAGGCAGCUAUCAGCAUUCGAGGCUGUCGUCCCUGCUCGGCCAGGCCAGCGCCGCGCUCUCGGAUCCCGAGCCCGAGUCGGACUCGUCUUCGGACAGCGACGCCGAGGCAGCCGCCGCCACGGCCGCAUCGAGCAGCCGGCAAGCGAACCUCGCCCCUGCCCGACGGAAGAAGGCAGCCACAAAUGACAGGGCCGCUGCUCAGACAAGCCCGCGGAAGGAGAGGACGCAGCCCGAGGCCGGGCCCAGCCGGCAACAGCGCAAAGCGAGAGCCAGCCGCAGCAGCGGUGGCAACAGCAGCGUCAAGCAGGCCAGCCGGAGGGAUGUCGAGGUCUCCGGAUCACUCUCGCAGCAGCAGCAGCAGCAGCAGCAACAGCAGUCGAUGGCCGAGCAGGCCAGCGAACGCGACUCGCUCUGGGACCGGAAGCGCGCCGUCUCGUCGUCUUCGGCCUUUGGCAGCCGCGCCAGGGUCAAGCAGCGCAACCAGAGCGUCUCGCGCAGGCGGCCCCUCAGCUUCCAGAUGGCCAUCGAGAGCCUCUACCUCGAUAGCACCAGCCGCGACAGCCUCAGCGCGCUCGUGCGCACGGCGCGUCCGGGCCUUUCGCGGAUGUCGUCCGAGAUGAUUUCGAGCACCGGCGCCAUCGACGCGCCCCAGCGGCCAUCAUCGGGCGAUGCCUUUGAGGCCGCCGAGCGCUUCAGUGCGCCGGCCGAAUACAGCUCCACGGCUGCGUCGUCGGCCCACUCGCCGGCUGCAAUCCAGCGGACAGAGGCAGCAGCCUUCGGCCGCUCGGUUGAGCCCUGCCGCGCCCCCGAGACCGCCGGACCGAUGUCGCCCUCCAAGAUGAACAUCGCCACUGCCCCGACCGUUGGUGCCAUCUCGCGGACCGCCUCGCCCGGCCCGGUCGCCGCAUCGUCCUCGGCCGCUCUUAGCCAGCACGAUGAGGAGGCCGCCCGGCUGAUGCCGCCUCCGGCGUCGAUUCCUCCCAAGGCAUCCAAGCCCACCAGCGAGGCGCAGGCCAGCGCCCACGCCGGCAGCCGGCAGCCGAGCUCUACCACGAAGCGCAAACCGGCACCGUCGGCCGAGGACCUGGAGCAAACCGCUGCGCAGGACGCGGCACCUUCGAGCGCUGCCGCCGCAGCAGCGCAGCCCGUCGAGGAGCAGAAGCAGCGCAUCGGAGGUGCCAGUGCCGCCUUCUACCUUGCCAGCCCCGAGUCGAGCAGCAGCGUCGCGAGCAACCGCCGCCCCUCGGAGGCCAAUGGCAGCGCCAUCACAAGCUCGACCCCGGCCGAGCCCGCCCGCCAGGAGGGCACUGCCAAGCCGGCCGCCAAGGCUGCCGCUGCGGCAUCGAAGCCCAAGGCCCGCGACGGCCACGCACCGCAGCUCCACGCCGGGCACCGCUCAAAGUCGUCGACCGGACUGCACCGCGACCACCGCCACCACAAGAGCACCGACAGGCUUCCCGUCAAGCGCAACAGCCAGGUCAGGCUCGGCAACGUCUUUUCCGGCCUGACGAUGACCAAGGCGGCGCCCGCACCGGCUGCAGCGCCAGCCCAGAAGGGCAAGCUUGCCGCGACAGCCGCGCCGACCGCGGGCGCCCACAACGCCAACAAGAAGAAGCAGCCUGUCCAGUUUACCAUGGGAGGCGAUGAUUCGGACUCGUUCGAGGACGAGGACGACGAGGACCUCAUCGAAGAGGCCGCCGCGCCCGCCGAGGCCAAAGGACCGGCCCCGACCGAGGUGGUCGAGGCUGCGGAUGCGGAUGACGGCUUCGAGGACGAGGACGACGAUGAGGAGUGGGCGAGCGAUCCCGAGGCCGAAGAGGCCGAGCGGCAGGCGCAGGCGGCCGCGGCCGCGGAGCGUCGUCGGCGCGAGGAGGAGGAGCACCAGAGGUCCAUGUUCCAGAAGAUCCCGAUUCGCUCCAAGAGUGCCGCCGACGUCCGUCUGGCCCUCCCGCAGGAGCAGACCAGCGCCGGGCCAUCGCCGCCGCAGCAGCCGGUUCGGGGCCUGCUCAGCUCGCUCUUCCACCCGGACGAGCAGCACUCGCCUCCGGGCCAGCUCGCCGGCCGCCCUCACGCAAGCGCGGCCGACCUGCGCGCCAAGCCGAGCUUGUCUAGCGGCCUCGCCCUCAGCCAAAAAGCUGCCGCGUCAAAGAGGCGGCCCCGCAGCCGAGAGAAUGCGUCGUCGGGCGCAACGGGCAGCACCAGCACCAGCGGCAGCGGCAUCCAGGCAGGGCCCUUCUCUGGCGGCCUGCGCACCAGCAAGAGCGCCGUGGCGCUUCCUCUGCUCGACACCUCGGUGACGCGGUCCUCGACUGGCGGAGGCAAGGCUCGACAGCAGCAGCAGCAGCAGCAGCAGGAAUCCCAGCACUCGCAGCAGACCAACGCAUUGGGCCGGCGCGCCUCUGACCCUCAGGGUUCCAUCGACGAUGGCGCGAGCAACAGCAGCCACGGAUCGACGGGCGGCAAGCCCAGCAGCGUGGCCAUGGCCAAGCUCAAUGCGCUGGCCCACAUGCGUUCGCACGCCGACCGCGACCGCAGCGGCCAGGCCGGAGUGGAUGCAGCCACGCGCGAGGCCGAGUCGCGGGCGAUGCGACUCGAGGUCAGCCCAUCGAACGACGACAUUGAGGAGUCGGGCGCGGGUCUGCCCAACCACCUGCAGGCCCAGCAGCAGCAGCAGCAGCCGUACCACCACGGCAUGGGCGCGCGGUCCAAGAGCGAGAACGCCUCUGCGGGUCCGAUGGCGGCGCCCGCGCUGUCGCGGCACCGUUCCAGCCUGGACCUGCCCGAGACGGCGGCUCCGCAGACGCCGCGGACGACGCGGCGCAACAUGCUGCGCGACGAGCUGUCCGAGAGCCUGCGGCAGAACCUGCUGUGGGAGCGGCAGUCGCGGACGCGCAUGCUGGGCAUCGGCACCAAGAAGGAGACGGUGCUGGGCGGCAACCAGCUGCGGCCGCUCACCUCGGCGCACCCCGCCGGCUCCGGCUCUGGCUCGGCGCAGCAGCAGCAGCAGCAGCAGCCGAAUGCCAAGCCGAAGCGGUACAGCGAGGAGUGGGGAUCGUUCCACCACAAGGGAUGGUAG
Messenger RNA from Pseudozyma flocculosa PF-1, 3345 nucleotides. RefSeq lists its product as uncharacterized. The record is from RefSeq and is a predicted model, not a curated record. Gene Ontology annotation, cellular component: cytoplasm. Lineage: Eukaryota; Fungi; Basidiomycota; Ustilaginomycetes; Ustilaginales; Ustilaginaceae. The transcript is spliced from 2 exons. The coding region runs from base 1 to 3345 and encodes 1114 amino acids. Gene Ontology annotation, biological process: mitochondria-nucleus signaling pathway; negative regulation of transcription by RNA polymerase II; regulation of nitrogen utilization.